AGAGGUGCUGCUGUGUCAGUGUGGAGGAGGCCUGCAGCCCACCAUGGGUCACAGGAAGCUGUGUCUGCUGCUGCUGCUCAGCUGCUGCGCGCGGGCUCGUAAGUACCGACCCGUCCUCGUGCACGCACACGAGGACGUUAGUCUCACUCACGCCGUUUUUCUACAUGAGGACGAGACGGACGUGGACCAACAAACUGCAGCGUGUCAGUCAGCAUCCAGAUUCAAGGCCUUCAGGAAGUACGUGUAUCGGUACAGCACAGAGAGCCGGAACAGCGCGACCGGCGCCGCCGACCUGAGAGACGGCCAUGCGCUCACCUGUCAGGUGGAGGUCGAGGUCCCCCACCCGUGCAAGUUCAUCAUGCACACCAGGGGCUGCACCCUCAGGCCGGCCCCCAGCUCGGACGCCUUCCAGGCCGCCAUGGAAAGUGGUGGGAUGGUGCGGUGGUGGGAUGGUGCGGUGGUGCGGUGGUGGGAUGGUGGGAUGUGCGGUGGUGUGAUGGUGUGGGCAUUUGGGCCCCUGACCACGCUCACUGUGCCCUCCCUGUGUGACCUCAGUGACCUCUACUAUCCUCUUUUCUGCUGUUUUCUCCCUUUGCAGAGCACCGUGCACGGUCAGUGCGUCACUCUGGUGAACUCGAGCAGUGAUGUUGCCACAGGUGUGACGCUGGUCAGAGAUCUGUCCCAGUGUGACCAGUUCUACAGCAGAGAGCUGACCAACAGCCCGCUGGCCCUGCUGCAAAGACUGCACAGCCCGAUGUCCAAGCUGAUCACAAGCACUCAAAGCUGCAGCUACCAGUUUGAUCGGAGGGAAAGGCACAUCACCACAGCCUCGUGCACAGAAAACCACAGCUACCGGCCGCUCUUCCACACGGACAGCACGGUGUCGUCGGAGCUGACGCAGGAGCUGCGCUUCCAGAGCAACAGGAGGACCAGCAACAGAGACUUCAGUGUGGAGCGUGACCAGGUGAGGCCCCUUCACUUUGAAGACCCUGAAGAUAAAUCUCCAGUGCAGACGGGAGACGAUGUUCUGACCACCUUACGGGAGCUGGUGACGUUAGCAGGCUCAGACCAGGGUCAAAAAAGGGCGGGGCUUUUCCAUAAGCUGGUGUCCGGCCUGCGCGCCCUGAGGAACGAGACCCUGAGCCGGGCGGUCCCUGAGAUGCGAGCGGCAUCGGGCUGGCUCACCUGGCAGGCCCUGUUCCAGUGCGGGACCUCAGAGUGCACCAGCGCCAUCCUGCAGAUUAUCCGGACCAUCGACGGCGUUUCCCUGGAGACGGACGCUCUGGUCUACGCCCUGAGCCUGCGGGCUGACCCUGAUGCUGCACGUGUGCGAGACAUGCUCAGCAUGGCUCAGUAUAAACAGAGCAAGCCCAUCAUGUACGCUCUGGCCAACACAGUGAAGAAGAUCCAUAAAAACACAGUAACGCCGGAGGUCACGGAUGUGCUCACAGACGUGUCAAAGUUCAUGGAGGUGCUGUUAAACGACUGCUCAGUCCCACGCUACGACUCUGACCCCGCAGAGAUGUCCUUCCUUGUCCUGAGGGUCGUUGGGGUCAUGGGUCAGGCCAUGCAAGCCGUCAGCCCCAGCCUGAUCUCGUCCAUUUUACGAUGUGCAAAGAAAGCAGAAGUCCCACUGUCACAUCAAAAGGCAGCCAUACAGGCCUUUAGACGGAUGGACGUCAGUGAUGAGGUCAGAGAUGUGUUCAUGGAGGUGUACCGGGACGAACUCAGGGAGUACACUGAGUUGGCCCUGAAUGGCCAGCUGUCACCCACGGGCGCCAUCUUUGAUGGCGUGUCCCGCAACUACAAGCUGGACUCCUCCUUGGGAUCAAUCCAGAGCAACGUCAUCUUUGAUGGAAGCGACACCUUACCCAAGGAGAUGAUGCUGGAGACCACGCUGAAGGUGUUUGACUACAGCUACGACAUCUUCGAGGUCGGCGUUGAAGGAACGGGAUUCGAACCGACGAUCGAUGCUCUUUUUGGGGAGAGAGGUUUCCUCCCUGAGUCCAUGUCCAGACUGAUGUACUUGGUGCAGGACAAAGCCCCGAUCCUCAAAGCCAUUUUGGACAGAAUAGCACCUCAACGAGACAGAAGGAAGAGACAGAUCCCAGAAGACUUUCUGAAAGACAUGGCAGACAGAAUCCAGAGACUUGUGAACGAUGUGAGCUCCUCUCCAGCGCCUGAAGCCGCCGCCUACCUCCGACUUUUGGGGAAUGAGAUUGGAUAUCUGAAGACCGGCGAGAUGAGGAAAAUGUUUGAGACUCUGUUCAUGUACUACCACGUCUUCAUCAGGGUACUACCUGCCCAGGUGUUCUCUGAACUCAUAUCCAGGACUGACAAUGAAGUCUUUGCCCACUACAUCUUCAUGGAGAAUGCCUUUGCUCUACCCACCACAUCUGGCUUCCCUCUCAAGUUCUCACUGGCUGGUGUGUUUGCACCAGGUGUCAGAGGAGGCCUGACGCCCUCGGCAGCGACCCAGUUGUCCUUCAUGCCUUCGGUUGGACUGGAGUUCAUCACCCAGAUGGGCGUGCACAUUCCAGACUACGUGGACGCCGGGAUUCAGACGCACACCAACAUGUACCACGAAAGUUCCCUUAAUGCUAAAGCCACAGUUAACCGAAGGCAGGUCAAGCUGACCAUCCCUGCUCCUCAGUCGAACACUCAGCUGUUCAGCGUGAGCACCAAGGUGCUGUCUCUGUCAUCCGGUCAAACAACGACGGGGCCGUGCAAGGCGGGAGACCGGGCCGACUCGGUCGACUGCCAGCCUCUGUUCAGUGGUCUGAAGCUCUGCACAGCAGUGCGUUACUCCAACCCUACCUCUGUGGAUCAGGCACCGUGUCCCCCUCUAACCGGAGAAACCAGGUUUGCAGUUGAAAUCCAGCCAACAGGAACCGUUUCAGAGUACACCGCCACCUGGACUAAAGUCCACCCGUUGCUCCCUGCAGCUAACAGCCGGCUAAUUACUUUAAUUUUUAUCUUAACAGGCGACGACUCAUCGGAGGCCUCGGCAGCUCUGAAAUACAAUCGCUUAAAAAACACCGUCUCUGCUGAGGUCGUCAUUCCUGACUAUGACGUGGAAGCAGGAGUCAAACUGGGUUUAACUGAGAGCGGUGCUGAGACGAGGGGCAUCACCGUCGACAUCACCAACAAGAACAUCCCACAGCUGACGCUUGUUGGACGUGCCAGGCUUAGCAAGAUGAAUGAUGGCGUGCUGCAGCUCCAGAUGGUCGUUCCUUCUCUGAAAGCCGAUGCAUCUCUCACUGCAAACCUAAAGAAGGAUGAAGAUGUGGUCAUGGACCUGGAGACCAUCGUGCACCUCUCUGAGAUAUCAUACCAGCAAAAAGCUUCCCUAAAAUACGAUAAUGACAAGUUUGAGGUGGAACUGAAAUCUGACCUGAAUUCAGAGACGCAGAAAAUGAUCCCUAACGUGGAGGAUCGUCGCAGGUGGCUUCAACAGCUCGUUGAUGAGAUGCUGGACCAGAGGGUGGCGAAGACAGACAUGAAACUGCGUCACAUCAUCACGAAAGGAAUCGAGGCAGGUAACAUAUGGCUGGACAAGCUGACGGCGCACAUCCCCACUCUGGCAAACCUGCGAAGUAAGAGAAGCCUCUCUGAUCUCACUCUGCCAGCUCUGCCAGAAAAACUGUUCCUGCAGUCCGACACUUUGUUCCGGUACCAGUUCAACAAGGACAAGAUGGCCAUCUCGCUUCCUCUUCCACUCGGAGGCAAAAAGUCCGAAGAGCUGAACGUCCCAAACUCCCUGUCAGUGCCCCUCAUAGAUUUACCACAGAUAGGUCUGCACAUCCCACCCAGGACCUAUCAGCUCCCACGGUUCACCAUACCACCCUCUCUGGAUUUGUCUCUCCCCCUUCUCGGUCUGGCUGCAGCAUCCACAAAGAUCAGCAGCAACUUCUACAGCUGGGAAGGCUCGAUCUCUGGGGGCAACAACACCGCCGAUGUCCCCAGCUACACGGCACAGUUCAGGGCCGCGGCCCAGUCACCUUUCAGCCUGUUGUCAUACAAGCUUGAAGAGAGAUCAGACCAGUGGGGUCCUCUGAAAACGUCCAUGUACUGUGAUAUUUCUGCAGAUUCAUUUCCUGUUACUGGUUCAGCCGCGGCGCAGGUAGACUCUGCACCUGUGCGGUUUAACGGCAGCGUUCGCACCACGGCGCUGCCUUUUCGCCUCACUGUGGAUGCUGGUUUCAACGCUGCGGGAGAAAUGAAUCUAUGUGGGCAGCACACCGGAGACACGUACAGCCAGCUGCUGCUGAAAGCUGAGCCCCUAGCUCUUUCAUUUGCACAUAAAAGCGGCAUAUCAACAGCUCAUAAGCUCCCAAGUGGGGAGUCCUCUGCUGGUUUAAAGAACAUAUUUGAAGGUUUCCUGACUCCAAGCGAUCAAUUAUUGUCUUGGGAAGUAAAGUCUAAACUGAACGACUGUGCUUACAACCAGGCAACCAGUAUUUCCAACAAUCCAGAGAAAGCUGAAUUGGAGUUUUCAGCAAUAAUGUUAGAAGAUUUACGAGAAAAUGCAAAAUUCAACAUGUCUGGUUUCCUGCAGUAUGAUAAGAACAGUGACUGUCAUAUCAUCGAGAUUCCACUCAUCGAGAGCUUUCCUGCAGCUUUUCAGCAGCUCAAAAACACACUGGUUCAAACCUUAGAGUCGCUGCAGCAGGUCAUCCGCGACGUAGAUAUCGACGGGCUCAUCAGCAACUUUAGAGAAAAACUAGAACGGCUGCCGACACAAGUGAGUAACUUCAUGCAAGAGCUAGACUUGGAGAACAAAGUAAAUCACGUGAAAGUGAAACUUGAUGAUUGGAUCGGUGCCUCCGCCAUCACGAUGAAUGACUUGGAGCUCGCUGUGAAGAACCUGAGGAAGAAUUUAGAAACUACAGUAACGGACAUCAUCACCACAAUUCAAAAGCUCAUUUUUUCCGUUGAAGAGUACGUCAAGGGUGGACGUCUUGAAGCCCAGAUAACAAAUGUUCUUUCUGAUGUCGGAAAUCACAUGAGGGCCUUCGAUGACCAAUAUCAAAUUAAGCGGUCAUUUCUCAGAGUUCUUGAUAUCAUCGAAGACAUUAUGAAACAGAUCGAUUUCCAGAAACUCCGGGUAACCGGUGCUGUGUUUCUCCAGGAGCUAGACUCCAAAUAUGAAAUCUUGGAGACGAUUAAAACCAAACUAUCAGAACUGAAACGAGUCAUUGAGGAUUUUAACAUCAAGUCGAUUUUUGAGGAUCUGAAAGAGUAUCUCCUUUCAAUUGACUGGGCUGCGCAUGUUGAGCAGUUAUCUUAUAAUAUCCCCCCUUCAGAGAUAGCAAAAGUCAUGGAGUCUGUCCAUGAUGUUAUCAUCAACUGGAUCGAUGAAUAUGAAAUCCCCAACAAAAUCAAUGAAGUGUAUUUCUACAUCAGGGAUCUUGUUUUAAAAUACGACCUCGAUGAUAUAUUCAAACAGCUGAUGGAUCAGGUAGUGAUUCUGGUCGAGCAGUUUAAAAUUGAAAAGACUGUGCAGUCACUGGUAGAAGCUUUGAAGUCUGUCAAAUUUGAAUAUAUUUAUGAUAAAAUAAUGCAAUUUCUGUCCAGUGUGACAAAUCAGCUCAGAGCGAUCGACUUCAAGAAGAGCAUCGAUGACCUUAACAAAUAUAUUUCUUCGACUCUUAAAUCAAUGAGGACAUUUCGGUACGGUGCCUUCGUUGAUGACGCUAACAAGAAGAUUGCUGAACUAACAAACGACAUCAACGAGCAGAUUAAAAUAUAUGAGCUGGUGAAAAAAAUUGAGGCUGUUCGGGACUUUUUCAGAGAGAUCCAAACUUCCAUUUUUACGUAUUUGGAUGAACUAAAAAACACCAAAGUGGCUGAUGCUCUAAAAAGACUGAAAAAUGUGAUCGAUACUACAUUUUACAACGACAUCAAACUGAAGGUGCAGGAUAUCCUUGAGGAUGCAAGGGAGAGAAUUGUUGACAUGGACAUCAGAGGCGAACUGUAUUUAUUCCUCGAAAAGACUACAGGAAAUGGAAAGUGGUCGAUUUAUGACUACGCUGAUGAAGGUACUCACAAAAGCAACAUGGAGUUUGAUGUAAGUUUCAGCACUGCAAAGUUAACAUUUGUUGGAGAAACUGACUGUGAGGCCUUAAAAGCCAAGCACACGCUAAGAGCUGAAUCAGUGCUCUUAAAUCGGAUUAGCAUUGAUGCAAAAUGUGAAACUGAAACUCCAUCUGUGAAGAAGAGUGUUUUGGUUUUGGAUGGAGUGGCUGAUAUCGGGGACCUGAAGGUUGCACUCGCAGCCUAUCACGAUGCUGAAUUCAAUGGAAAACUGACUGGAUCCAUGUCCAACUCGCUGGAGUUCACAAUCCAUCCAUUUGAGGUGGCCUUCGAUGUUAAGAACAAAGUAAACUCGAAGGUUUUCUUUCCCCUGAGACUGACUGGAAAGGUAGCUCUGCAGCAUGACUGUGGUGUUGCAUUAAACUCUGUGAAACAGCACGCGUCCUGCUUUGCUUUGGCAAGGUUCAAUCAGUACAAGUACAGUCACAACAUCACCGCAGAAAACAAUGAUAUGGACAUCUUCUUCCACUCUUCGGCAAACGGAGAGGCUAACCUGGAAUUUUUGACGAUUCCGCUCUCUAUCCCAGAGAUGACCAUACCUUAUUUCCAGAUUAAAACCCCUGAAGUCAGAGAAUUUCCGCUGUGGGAAAAUGCUGGAUUCCAAACUUUGCUCACCACACCUCAGCAAUCAUUUGACAUGAACUUGAAGCUUCACUAUUACAAGAACCCUGACACCCACAGCUUUGAACUGUACCUUACACCGAUCUACGGUGCAAUCAGCGACAAAGCCACCGUCCUCCAGGCUCAGUUUGAAGACUUUCGGGACAAAGUGGUUGCAUUUUUAAAAGAUUCAUACGACCAAGCAAGGCCACAGUACAUCAAACACAGAACUUACAGAUCUAGCCUGCCACCUAGCAUCUUCAGAGUCCCCGGAUAUAAAAUACCAAUCCUGGAUAUACAGGUUUCACCUUUCAGAGCCGAGAUGCCGGCCUUUAGCUAUUUCAUUCCCAAAGAGGUCAGGACCCCAAGCUUUAAAGUCCCAGCUCUGGGGUUCUCUGUGCCGUCCUAUACUCUUGUGCUGCCAUUAUUAAAGUUUGCUGUCAUUCAUGUUCCAGAAACGUUAAGUGAAGUAACCUUGCCCACUUUUAGACUGCCACCCAUGCAGAACAACAUAGCGAUCCCAGCUAUGGGUAACAUGACAUUUGAUUUCUCCUUCAAAUCCGCUGUGAUUUCGUUCAUUGCCACCGCAGGCCUUUACAACCAGUCUGACAUUGUUGCUCGUUUUGGCACCUCUUCAACGUCAGCGUUUGACAUUUUGAACAUAAAAAUCGAUGGCACCUCCAGCUUGACGAGGACGAGAGGAAUAAAAGUGGCCUCAGCUGUUUCCCUGGAGCACAACAACAUCAAUGCAAACCACGAAUGUGCUGUCAACCUCAACAAAAGGGGCAUGGAAGCUUCUUUAACCAACACCGCAAAGGUCAAGCUACCCUUCCUCAACCUGGAGCUGAAUCAAGAGCUCAUCGGAAACACCAAAACAAAGCCAAAACUCACAUCCAAGAAAAAGUUAAAGUACAUUUUUAGCAUUCCUCUGAUUGAGGCUGCAGGAAACUUUGACAUGAACUGGGAACUGGAAGCACUUCCUUCUUAUGUGUCUCUGGAGACCAGCACCCAGGGGAAGACAGACAUUAUGAUGGUGAACGGCUGCAUCUUUUCUGGAGAUCUAGAGAAUAAAGCCAGUUUCUACUUCACUGCCAACAGCCUGCGUUCAACUGUCAAGACUGUCUUAAACUCAAACCUCGACAAACAAGAGAAACAAAAACGAAACUCCAACAACAUCUUCCUGUUUGACUUGAAUAAGGAGUUAGCUCUGGCAGUUUCCUUGCAGCGAAUCUUUGCAACGGCUGAAUGCACGAGCACCAACAAUGUCGAUUUGGCCUUUUUCACAACAAAUGGAAAACAUGUCGCCAAAGGAGAACUGGACUUUAUUCCUUUAACGACCUUCAAGACCAAACUGAACAUCGAAGCGAGCCAGCCGAGCAGUUUGGGCGAUGCUCGACUCAUUCAGAGCGUUAACCUGGCCAUCAGCUCAGAGCAGCAGUCUCUCACCUGGAGAGUUAAGGAACAGCUCGCGUCUUUCGUCCAUGCUCAUCUAUUACUGCUGUCCAAUGAUGAAUCAGCAGUGCGCUUGGAGUUGGCUGGAUCAGCAGAAGGUCCCCUCGCUUUUUUGAAGACAGUCAAGAUUCCUAUUUAUCAGAAUACCCUCUGGGAUGUGCUCAGGUUUGAUCAGGUCACCAGUACGAAUAAAUUACAAUUCCUCAAUGUCUCUACUAGUAUUGUGUACACAAAGAGCAUGGAUGGCCAUGAAUAUGCAAUACCGUUUACACUUUUGGAAAAUGGUGUCAGUUUUAGCAUCCCUCAGAUCAGCAUUGCAGUGCCUUCAUGGCUCAAAGGAAUUCCAAGCUCCAUAAGGAACAUAGACGAGCGUCUGGAAAACCCUGAGGUCCCGGAUCAUCUCACACUUCCCCCUGUGAUCUCAGUUCCUGCCUUUAAUGUACCAUUCACGACACUGCAUGUGGAGCCCUUCACACUCGAUCCGAACAACCUCAGCGUCCCGAGGGUGAUCAGCACCGAGGCCUUUGAAGUCAUGCUGCCUGGCCUGCCCGUACUGUCAGUGCCGGGUUAUGACAUUAACACAGAGUACCUGCAGGGAAAACCAUCAUUCCUUUCAUUUAAGACACCACAAUAUGAAAUCACAGUCUUACCUUUUACUCUACCAAAAUCAGUGACCAUCGGGGGGCAAACCAUCAGCCUAAAUUACAUCACACGCCAGAUUUCCAACUUUGACCUUCCAGCCAUCACCAUUCCAGAGCAAAGAAUCGAAAUCCCUGCAACGACCCUCCAUCUGCCUUCAAGUGUGUUUAUCCCAUCCUUUGGUGCCCUCAGCGUCUCUGUGAAGGUUUCAUCUCCCAUUUAUAGUGUGUCGACGACUGCCAGUGUCGAGAAAAAGGACUCCAACCUAUUAACUUCACUGAAAUCCAGAUGUGUUUCUACCAUGAACUUCUUGGAAUACGACCUCUCUGCUGAUGCAACCAUCGUAUAUGAUAACGGGGCAAUGAGUCUAACUGGGAAGGGCAAACUGAUUCACACUGAUGGAAAUGUCAACUGGCAACAUGUUUUGGCACAAAAUGUCCGAAUGAAGCGCCAAGUCUCAGCAGCUGAGUCACUGGAGCCUCGUCACACUCUUAGCGUUGACAUCAGCAGCCGAACGUUCACAGACGUGAGCUUCCGCUUUGCUUCCCGCAAAGAUGGCAUCACUGCAUCCGUGUCUUCGCCAUCAUCUGGUUUCCUUGGAGUGCAUUUACAGAGGAGGUCUCCAUCGCAGCUGUAUGGGAAGCUGUCCAGUCGAUACCUGUCGUCUCCAGACAGGGAUACCGAUGUCUUCGCUGCAAAAGUCUCACUGAGAAACUCGCAAAAAUUCUUCGUGCAGACUUCCUGGAAUCGGGACUUCCUGUGGGAUGUGAUGGAAGGCACCAAGCACAGAGUUCCUGCAAUGACAGACGCUGUGUUCAAGUGCAUUAACAAGUAUCACACCUCCCACUUUGGCUUUGACAUCAACCGUGGCAGCAAGAAGCUGAAAAACACACUUUCUUACGCCAUAGAGCGAGCCUACGACCAGGUUCCCGUGUCUUGUCCCACACUGCAGGAUUGGGUCCAAAACUUUGCUGAUGGAGCGCGAGAUAAUUACCGGAAGGCCUCUGACGUCUUGAUGUCCAUGACUGUGCAGGAUGCUAUAGACAGGCUGUUUGAGACGGUGAAGCGUGUCAUGAAACAGUGUGAAAACAACAUGAAUGUGCUGCUCGAUGCAGCCUUGCAGUUUGUGAAUGACACACGGUUCAUCGUGCCGGGAUCGGAGAGGAAGCUCUCUCUCAUGGAGGCGGUCCAGGAAGCCCGUAGUGCCAUUCAAAGAAUCAACGGCCUCGUGGAGAACAUCUCUACAGACAUCAGGAAAAUCAGGUUCACCGUACCUGGAAGUGAUGCUUUUGUUAGCGGAGAUGAGAUCAUGGAGAAGGUGGGGAAUAUUCUGGACCAGCUGAGAAAGGGCGUGAUCAGCGCGAUCAACGUGCUCCACCUGACAGCUGCUGGAUGUUUACGCGUCGUUGCUGAAAAAGCUGAGAGUUUCCUCGCCUACCUGCAAGAUCAAAACUCUGAAAUUUCCUCUAAAGUUGAUGCCAUUUAUGCAGAUGUUCGGCAGUUUUCAGAACAGCACGGCGAGGAGGCGCAGAGGUGCACGACUGAGUACAGAGACCUCAUCAAACUCAAGACCCAGAAAGCCUUAAAUGCUCUGAGCAUGGAGCGAGUAAAUGAUGGGAGCAGCAGGAUCAUCAGUAUUUUGCAGGUGCGCUUCUAUGAGGGACUUGAAGCCAGUGUGGCUCUAAUGACCCGGGUCUCCCAGAGCACAGCCCCCUACGUUAGAGUCAGCGAACAGAAGAUGGACAUUGAGAUACCUUUACCCUUCCUCUGGAGGUCUUUCAGCGAAUGGCCGACGCCGCUCAGACAGUGAAUUAACAACGUUGGAGAUAAAGUGGUUUCAUAAUGGAUGAAAAAAUUGAAAACUUCCUUUUUUGACAAUAAAAACUGUUUUAAAGUGAUUCUCAUAAA
This is a messenger RNA of Neolamprologus brichardi, 10695 nucleotides long. Lineage: Eukaryota; Metazoa; Chordata; Actinopteri; Cichliformes; Cichlidae. The record is from RefSeq and is a predicted model, not a curated record.